Molecule: messenger RNA, 2769 nt
Organism: Polistes dominula (European paper wasp)
Lineage: Eukaryota; Metazoa; Arthropoda; Insecta; Hymenoptera; Vespidae
Gene: Dll
Product: homeotic protein distal-less
Biological process (GO): regulation of transcription by RNA polymerase II
Molecular function (GO): DNA-binding transcription factor activity, RNA polymerase II-specific; RNA polymerase II cis-regulatory region sequence-specific DNA binding
Source: RefSeq, a predicted model, not a curated record
UCAUUAGCGAAUUUGUUUGUAUAUUUGUGUAUAUGUAGAUAUAUACACAACGAUUGAUUAAUUUAAUAGAACGGGAAGGCGAACGCGCGUUCGCGCGUUUUUGACGAACAUCGAGAGGAACCUGAUGAAGUGUCGCGUGUGAAGGAAAAAAAAUUGAAAAGAAGAUAAUAAAAGAAAGAGAAAUAGAUAAAAUAAAAUAAAAUAAAAGGAAUAAAUAAAUUUAGAUAUGUCGAGGGAUUACGUUUGGUGCGAGGAUACAAAUAUGAAGAGAUUUAUGGCGAGCUGACCGAUCUACGGGAUUAAUCGAAUUAGUUUUGGAUUAAACUUGGGUUAAAAAAGACGAAACAACAAGCAGAAUAAAAAGCAAGGAAGGAAAACGAAUCAAUUAAUCGAAUAAUAAAGUGCAACAAAUUGGGAAAGAAGAAGGAAAAAAGUGGCCGUGUCGUUAAGUGGAGGUGAAUUGAGUGAGAAUAAUUAACAAAUAAAAAAAGGAAACAAUUAAAAAAAAAAAACGGGGUUUAGAAAUAAAGGAAUUAAAAAAUAAAAUUAAUAGCAAGUUAAAGAUCUCGUUGAAAGAUUGAAAACUAUCCAAUGUCAUUGGCUGUGGAAGAAGAUAAAAUCGAACUAAUCCAAGAUUCGGGCCCCGUACGGGUGUCGCGGUAGGGCGGCGGCGGCGACGACGUCGUCCGCGACAAAUUUAUCAACGCUCGAGGCCGCUCUCGAGCUCGGCUCGAAGGUGGAGAGGCCAAGCAGCACGACGACGCUCAAUUUCACGGACCUGGGGAGCCCAUUCGGGGCGGGCGACCCCUGUCCGUCAAGUACCCCGACCCCGAACAGUAUGUCGGGUGGUGCCGGUGGUGGACCGUCGGGUGGCGGUCAAGCCGGUGGUGGAAACGGUGGUGGAAACGGUGGAUCCGACAUGGACCAACACCUUCAUCAUGGUGGACUUGGUUCGGUGACACCAGGACCACCUGGUGGUGGUAAUAAUGCUGGAGAUAGUACAACAUCUAGUACACCAGUAUCUCAAACUGGUAAAUCGGCAUUCAUCGAACUUCAACACAAUAACCUUUACAACCCGGCAAGUUUACGGGGUGGAUACCCAUCUGGACAUAACGUACCUGGUGCACAUCAAUUCUCUCAUCAGGUCAGCGCCCUCGGACACCAAUCCUCUGGUCCCGGUAGUGGGAAUCAACAACAUGCUGAGCCUGGAUUCCCAAGUCCUAGGUCAGCGCUUGCUGGAUAUCCCUUUGGACCUAUGCAUCAACAUAAUACAUAUGGAUAUCAUCUUACAUCUUACGCGCCUCAAUGUCCCUCGCCGCCCAAGGACGGUGAGUACCCUAACUGGUGGUGCAUGUUCGCAGACCUCUCGCCAUUGGGCGACAAGGGUGGAAGUCUGGUAGAUGAACUUGGAGGUGGUGGUGGUGGUUCACUGAGGAAUGGCAAGGGUAAAAAGAUGAGAAAGCCGAGGACCAUCUAUAGCAGUCUGCAACUUCAGCAGCUGAAUAGGAGGUUCCAAAGAACACAGUACCUGGCAUUACCAGAAAGAGCAGAACUUGCAGCAAGCCUGGGACUAACUCAAACGCAAGUAAAAAUAUGGUUCCAAAACAGGAGGAGCAAAUAUAAGAAGAUGAUGAAAGCAGCACAACAAGGUGGCGGUGGGGGUGGUGGACAACACGGUAGUUUGUUAGCAGGUGGUACUGCCCUACCUGGUGGCCCUUCACCUCAACCUGGUCAACCUGGAAGUCUCAUGCAAGGAGAUUGGCCGGUUAUGUUAACAGGCGGUGGAAGUUCUGUUUCGGGUAGUCCGACGACAGGGUACCUAGGAGGAAUGGGGGGUGGUGGUGGUGGUCACACCCCCGGAAGUUCGAGUCCCGGUAGCGAGAUGUCGCCUCAGCAUAAUGAAAGUCCCCCUGCACCCGCUUGGCCGGGUGAGAUGAAACACCAUCCUCAUCCCCAUGCCCCACCACAUACUCACCAUCAUCCACACACGCCUGGACAUCAUCCACCUCCACCACCACCACCUCCACAUCACGGGGGUUACAUCCCACAGUAUUCUUGGUAUCAACCUGAUCCUAAUCCUUCUGGACUACUCACGGUGUGGCCGGCGGUUUAACGAAGACGUCCCCCGAAUCGAGUUCAGGAGGUGGAGGAAGAGGAAGAUGAAGAGGAGGAGGAGGAAGUUGUCCGCCAUGUUCUAGAGGACGUAGUACCAGAUUAUUCGUGGCGCCUAUCACGAACAGAUAUCUCGCGUUAAACGUUAAAUAUAUCCCCCCUCAACCCCCUCCACCAACCAACCAACCAACCAAUCAACCAACCAAGUUACCCCCCACCCUACUCCAAUUUGUUUCUUUCCGAUUCAAAAUUUUGGUCCGUUUUUUUAAUGAAUUAUUUUUCUUUUUCCAAUUUUUCAAUCAAACGUAUGACGCGUGUGUAAAAAUCACCCACCACUACCACCACCUCGUUAAACCCUUCAGACACAUAUACACACACAUACCACUCCCUACCUCCCCCCUCUCUCAAAUUUUUCAAGUUUGUUUCAUCGAAAGACAAUGAUGGACGAUGAAAUUCAUCCUAAAUCUCUGAUCGUGUGAGUUCGUUCAUUAAUUUAACAAAGAAGAAGAAAAAUGAAUGGAUUUUGUGGAGAUGAUGGAAAUGAACAUAAAGGGAAUACAAAUGAGUAUGGAAUUAAUGAAAAAAUUAUUGUUGGGUAGAAAUUAAUAGACUCCCAUGGGUGAACAUAGAUUGAUCAUCGAUCGUUAUGGGGAAAAA